This is a messenger RNA of Pleurotus ostreatus (oyster mushroom), 2361 nucleotides long. RefSeq lists its product as uncharacterized. Gene Ontology annotation, molecular function: protein kinase activity. NCBI's taxonomy places the organism in Eukaryota, Fungi, Basidiomycota, Agaricomycetes, Agaricales, Pleurotaceae. The record is from RefSeq and is a predicted model, not a curated record. The transcript is spliced from 5 exons. Gene Ontology annotation, biological process: protein phosphorylation. Bases 1 to 2361 code for a protein of 786 amino acids.
AUGUCUGACCGAACAGUUCGUCUUCAGAGCAGCCCAGUGAAAGCGACAAAGCCGCCUCCCAAUACUAGAAGAGAAAUGACAUCGACGCAUCUCCCCAAGGGCUCGCUUGUGCCCAACCCCGAAUUCUGUCAAAUUUUCCUGAACAAGCACGACGACCUCGAGGCUCUUUCCACCGACGCUGAAUUACUCGCACUUGCAUUGGCCUUCAGGGACAGCACGAAAACUGACUACACUAUGGUCGAGCAGCUUCUCAACCACAUGUGUAGAAAGAUACACGGUAAUUACGUUUUCUUCCUCUCCAUCGCACCACUAACCAUGUUGGUUAUUGUAGAGAAUAUUUGUCCGAAGGUAGAACCCCUCACCUUUCGCACCAACAGCCGGUAUACCCCAGCACAUCACCCGAAUGGAAUAGAAACCGGCCGGCCAGAUCUCAUUUGCGCACUUGCGAGUAUCAUUGCGAUGCUCGAUCUCGACUCCCGGAAGCGAAUGCCGUGGCACCUUGUCCUGUCAGCGAUCGAGGAGAAGCAAGCCUCUGAUUCACGCGCCGGUGCAGGGCAGUGCGGCGCUUACAUUGCAUGUGGCAAUCAGUCCCGCCCAGACUUGGUGGGGAUGUACGGCCUCUCUGUCUCGCCUUGCGGUUACCAAAUCCAGUACAGCUGUUCUGCGGGGCUCACCACAUCCGAAGAAUUCGACUGGGGCGAUGUCAUCGGACUCUUGCAGUAUGUCUACACACUUUACUGUCCCCGCCCCGACAGGCCGUCCGGAGACCCCUCCAUAACCCUGGCUUCCACCGACGACAUCUUUCGGCCGCCUACUUGGAACAUCGAUGUCGGUAACAAAAUCUACAAGAAUUGUCGAGUCACGUUCGUCGGACAGCCGUGGACGCGGAUGACAUGGGUUGUCAAGUCGGGGGGUGACGAGCCAAAAAGUCCUAUCAUGAUCAAGGACACGUACCGUGACGCUCGGACCCGCUUCAAGGAGGGCGAAAUGUACGAAAUCCUUCAUCGAGAAGGGACCGUGCCUGGAUUUGCCGCUGUCGAGCGCGAAUAUGAGGUCGAAUACGCCCCUGGGUACCCAAUUACGGUCUGCAUUAACGACUGCAUAAGAAUAAAGACCCGCUUGAUCAUGCAGACAUACGGUCGGCCUCUCACGAAAUGCAAGAACAUCGUGGACUUCUUCAAAGGGAUGUACGACAUUCUUGAAGCCCAUCGCUUCAUGUUCUCGGAGCGCAAGUUGCUCCACCGGGACAUCAGUCACGGAAACAUUGUUGUCGACGCUCAAGAUGCGACGGGCAUUGUCCCAUUCACAGGCGAGAAGCGUCCAGUGUAUAUCAACGAAGUUUUGACAGGCAAAGCGAGGGCAGAUCCGAUGGCGCGACUAAUCGACAUGGACAAUUGUGCCAACCUCGAUAAAACCAGGGUCGUGGCGAAGGGAGAGGACACCGACGACAAACCAUUGAGGUACCGUACUGGUACACCAAAGUUCAUCUCUCGAUCUGUCGCUCUCGGUGCAAUCCUGGAUCUCUAUGGGUUUCCCUCUAUGCCGGAGCUAGAGUCAGACAUCGUGGAGAAGUACCAUCAAGUGUACCACGACGACACCUCCGACAUGCGAAAGUUCUCUGACGAUGACACAACUACGCAUGGUGGCCAUCUCUCAAAAAAGCUCCAGAAGGCUUACAAAGAUAACGAUGCCCUUCGGUCGGCCAAUUUUGAACAUCAACCCCGUCACGACGCCGAGUCUGUAUACUGGUGUAUUGUUGCGUUCGUCUUACUUGCCAAGCCAUUGAACAACGACGAAGACAACAACGCCAAGGGACUUCGUGACAUAUGGUCGAACAUUGCGGAGCAUGAAGUUGGGAAAAUUCAGGACUCAAGGUCGUCUUUCUUCCAGAUGAGCUACUGGGCGCUAUGGUUGCACGAAGACCUCUCCUUCAUCGUUCCCUUGAUGAAGGAUCUCGGCGAACAAAUCGCCCCUGAAUGGGCACUUGUGACUCCGGCACCCAAACCCCUUCAUCUCCACGAAGCCAUGCAGCGCUUGAUACUCAACCAUGUCCACCUUUGGGAAUGUCAAAAGUUGAACGUCGAGCUGGACACUGUGACUCCUCGGUCGUACCCACGGGAGGAACGAAAGCAGAUGGCGCCCGGAAAAAACUAUCCCAUUCACGGCCAGGUUCUCAGCGGGCGUAAACGGGCGAACUCAACGGAACGAGAGGAAUCACAAUCGAAACGGCAACAUAGGAUGAAUGCGAAGGCUCUGAAAGGCUCCACUUCGUCUGCAUCUGCGAUGCCCAGCCUCAGCUUGUUCCCGAGCCGUCAGUCUUCGUCAUUCAAGCUAGACGAAGGCAGGCAGACGCCUGAGUAA